AUGGCUCCCGCAGCUGCUGAGAGCGCCUCACCGAUUGGCAUUGCCAAUCUGCCCAACCAGCGACACAAGAUUGUCGCCAAGCGCGGUGCUGGCUUCACCAUCAUGGUUGCUGGCGAGUCUGGCCUGGGCAAGACCACCUUCAUCAACACCCUCUUCUCCACGACCAUCAAGAACUACGCCGAUCACAAGCGCAGACACCAGAAGCAGGUCGACAAGACCGUCGAGAUUGAGAUUACCAAGGCCGAACUCGAGGAGAAGUUCUUCAAGGUUCGAUUGACUGUCAUUGACACCCCCGGCUUCGGUGACUAUGUCAACAACCGCGAUUCUUGGCAGCCCAUCAUCGAGUUCCUCGACGACCAGCACGAGUCUUACAUGCUUCAGGAGCAACAGCCCCGCCGUCAGGACAAGAUUGAUCUGCGUGUUCAUGCCUGCCUGUACUUCAUCCGCCCUACCGGCCACACCCUGAAGCCUCUGGAUAUCGAGGUUAUGAAGCGCCUCUGCUCACGAGUCAACCUGAUCCCCGUGAUUGCCAAGGCUGAUACUCUCAGCCCAGCUGACCUGGCCAAGUUCAAGCAGAGGAUUGUGAGCGUCAUCGAGGCCCAGAACAUCAAGAUCUACCAGCCCCCCAUCGAGGAGGAUGAUGAGGCUGCUGCCCAGCACGCGCGUAGCCUUAUGGCCGCUAUGCCGUUUGCCGUUAUCGGCUCUGAGAAGGACGUCAAGACCAGCGAUGGCCGCAUCGUCAAGGGUCGUCAGUACUCUUGGGGUGUUGCCGAGGUCGAGAACGAAGACCACUGCGACUUCAAGAAGCUGCGAUCCAUCCUGAUCCGCACCCACAUGCUCGACCUUAUCCACACCACUGAGGAGCUUCACUAUGAGGCCUACCGAGCACAGCAGAUGGAGACUCGCAAAUUCGGCGAGGCUCGACCCCGGAAGCUCGACAACCCCAAGUUCAAGGAAGAGGAGGAGGCUCUGCGAAAGCGAUUCACUGAGCAGGUCAAGGUCGAGGAGCAGCGCUUCCGACAAUGGGAACAGAAGCUCAUUGCUGAGCGUGAUCGUCUCAAUAAGGAUCUCGAGCAGACCCACGCCCAGAUCAAGCAGCUGGAGAACGAGCUUGAGGCCAUGCAAGGAAAUGCCGUCCGAAGCCACGGUCGCCGAUAA
Messenger RNA from Trichoderma asperellum CBS 433.97, 1158 nucleotides. It is a transcript of the gene SPN4, whose product is annotated as Septin spn4. Gene Ontology annotation, cellular component: microtubule cytoskeleton; septin ring; septin complex. Gene Ontology annotation, molecular function: GTPase activity; molecular adaptor activity; GTP binding. Gene Ontology annotation, biological process: cytoskeleton-dependent cytokinesis; intracellular protein localization. The record is from RefSeq and is a predicted model, not a curated record. NCBI's taxonomy places the organism in Eukaryota, Fungi, Ascomycota, Sordariomycetes, Hypocreales, Hypocreaceae.